GACAAGAAGAACAAAGACAAGUGCAAGAAAAUAAAGGGAAAACAGCAGACUACACCCACCUAAGAACAAGACAAGAAGAACAAAAACAAGAUAAGUGCAAGAAAAUAAAGGGAAAACAGCAGACUACACCCACCUAAGAACAAGACAAGAAGAACAAGAACAAGAUAAGUGCAAGAAAAUAAAGGGAAAACAGCGGACUACACCCACCUAAGAACAAGACAAGAAGAACAAAAACAAGAUAAGUGCAAGAAAAUAAAGGGAAAACAGCAGACUACACCCACCUAAGAACAAGACAAGAAGAACAAAAACAAGAUAAGUGCAAGAAAAUAAAGAGAAAACAGCAGACUACACCCACAUAAGAACAAGACAAGAAGAACAAAAACAAGAUAAGUGCAAGAAAAUAAAGGGAAAACAGCGGACUACACCCACCUAAUAAUAAGACAACCGGAAGCAAAGGGGAGGCCGCUGCGAAGGCCAGCUAUCUCCCCGACCCUCAACUGAACUGAACAGAACGCGGCCGCCGGGUAGCCACUCCCUGAUUCAAAUCUAUAGUGAUGUAAGCGUCUGCUGCGUCGGGGAAGUGCUGUUAAAAGGCUGUGACGUUGUGGGAUUGAGACUGGCUUCAUAAUUAAAGAAGUGAUGUUGGCAGAAGGGCAAGAGGACAAAGUGGAAGAAGAUGGGAGGCCUGCAUGAACCGUGUCAGGAACUGAGAAAUGUAUGAAUAGACAGCAUCUUUCAGGCAUUACUCAGGAAACAGAAUGUUCAACAAAUACAAAUAAUAAAUUUGUGAGGAAAUUCAUAAGAGAAUAUUUGGGAAGGUGCCAAUAAUCAACAUUGUUGGAGGGAGGCAGCUCAAGACUGGUGCUCAGGAUGAGUUGUGCCGGAGGCCACUGGGGUGAGGAGGCAGAGCAGCAGCGAGGGGGAGGGGACGACUGGGGCCUGAGCCCGGCAGACAUGGAGGACCUGCUCACCCCACAGCCCCCUGCCCCCACCCCACCAGCCCUGCACCAACCUUCACCAGAGGAAACGCCUUCCUUCCAGAUCUUACCAGCCGAGCUGUGUCGCACAGACCCCUUGGUGCUUCAGACCAUCCGCCUGCUUCAGCACCAGCGCCAGGUGGCCCAGCUCAUCGCCCGGGCACAGAGUCUUGGCAUGGACGGUGGCAGCCUCCCCUCCUGCCCGCCGCUGCCAGAGGAACCUGUGCUCAACCGCAGAACAACCAAACCACACUUCCUCAACUUUCUUCCUCCAGAACACACACCCUUCACUACAGGCAAGACCCAGCAGCACAUCCUGGAGGUGGAGGGCAGCACUGCAAGGCUCAUCCUCCGCAAGGCAGUGGCCACCAUCUGUGCCCACGCUGGCUACACAGACACCUCAGAAAGUGUGCUGCGGCUACUGACUGACACCACACACGAGUUUCUUAACAAGAUCACUGGGGUGCUGCGUACCAACACUGACAAUCUGCUCUUGACUGACCGCUGCCCAUUCCAUGAUGUGGUGGAGAAGACCCUCCAUGACGUAGGGAUGGGCAGCAUGAGUGAGUUACACCAAAUGUAUCGUGACCGUGUGGUUCUGUACCAUGCCAAAGUGCGACAAGAAACCCUGCAGCUCUAUCAUCACUACCUUACCCUUUCUCAGAACAGGGAGGCAGCCAGCACCCCAGGGUCACGGAGAGAGAGUGUGGGAGACUGGUGGAUGGACGAGUGUGGCAGCCAGCAAGGGGCAGGCCAGGGCCCAGGCAUGGAAGAAGCCUCAGUGCCAUCUAUCAAGAGCACCUCCAGCCUGGAUCCUGAGCUGUCCCUUCACCCUUUCUCUGUUCUGAGCCAAACUGGUGGUGAUGGAGAGGAGGCAGUAGUACAGAACUCUCCCGCUACCGCCCAGACCUUCCCCACCUACCCUCUCACUCCUCGCUAGCCAUCCGUCCCUCCUGCUCCAGCUUCCCUCACCCCAAAGUCACUCCUCAGCUGGCUCACAGACCCCUGCAGGACUGCCAGAAUACUCAAAAUACUGUACAUAUAUUGUAAUUUAGAUAAGUAAGGAUUUUUUUAACAAAUGGUGAUGAUAUUUUGUUAGUGUGAAAGUAGCAGUUACAAUAAUAAUAAUGCUAAAAUUGCCUAGUAGUAAUAGCAACAGCAACAACAGUAGUAGUAGCAAUGGUAGUAGUAGUAGUAGUUGUCCUUUUUGUAGCAGAAAUAGUAGCCAAAGGUGACAAGUACUGCUAAAACAGGAACUGGUGGUAUUUUUAGUACUGUUAUCACAACCAAAAUUACUUUUUGGGUUAGUACCACUUGUGGUACUGGCAGUGCUUUUUUAAACAUUUCCUCAACGGUUGUGAUAAUCGAUACUCAUUAGUGAGAAUGUACAUCCUUUAGAAAAAGUGUCUGGCAGUGACAGGGAACUCUGAUAGAUGCCACUCUUAAUAGACAAAUGACUGAACAGCAUCAUACAUAUUUUUGCUGACUGUUAUGAACAAAAUCCAGAUGGUUGUGUAGGUGUGUGUCAUGUAAGGUGUCUUCCCACGCUCUGAGCUGAAGCUAGUUUGCACAUGGUAAUAUGUGUAUGUGUGUAUUUACAUAUCUGUGUGCAUGUGUUUAUGUAUGUGUUUGGGCCAUAUUCUAAAAUUUGAGAGAACAGAUGUUCCAGUGUGUAUUUAUUUAUUUGUUACCUAGUAUAUGCAUGUAAGCAGCAUACUCAUGAGCUGAGUUUAGUCCCUCCAGAACAGCAAGUGGGAUGCUGUUCUGGGUCCUCAAAGGUGAUAAUUAUGGUUAGAGUUCAGUGUCUCUCAUUUUCACCACUCGGCUAAUGUUCCACUUACAUUAUCACUUGUGUUACAUUUGCCUCCUCUGAAUCUUUGCCACUAUUUAAGUGAAAACUCAGAUACUUUAUAAAAAAUGCCACCAGGAAGUUCAUGCACCACAGUCGUCAUCAGCAGUUUUUCAAGAGUUUGAGCGCCAUCACUGCCAACAUUGCUGCUGUUGCUACCACUGGUAUUUUAAAAGUACAACUUGUCCACCUGUGGUUGUUGCCUUGUGAAAUUUCCAUGUGUCACCUAUAUCACCUAUUGCUCAAUAGUUACUCAUUUUCAUAGUAGAUUUUCUGGUCAUUUUUGCUUAAAUAUAUAUUGAGCACUAAUUAAUUUAAAUGUUCUCAUAUAUACAACUAUUUUUGUUCUACAUAAAAUUUUAGCUGAAAAGAAUUGUUUAUAUUGAAUGUACUUUUUUUUAUAAUAACCAUUGUGUAAAUAAUAACCUGUAUUCCAUAUGUAUUAAACUUUUACAUUAGAAUAGACUCACAACACCA
Molecule: messenger RNA, 3303 nt
Organism: Eriocheir sinensis (Chinese mitten crab)
Lineage: Eukaryota; Metazoa; Arthropoda; Malacostraca; Decapoda; Varunidae
Gene: Spt7
Product: STAGA complex 65 subunit gamma-like
Exons: 9
Coding region: 871-1917 (348 amino acids)
Cellular component (GO): SAGA complex
Molecular function (GO): protein heterodimerization activity; transcription coactivator activity
Source: RefSeq, a predicted model, not a curated record